This is a messenger RNA of Chara braunii, 2110 nucleotides long. NCBI's taxonomy places the organism in Eukaryota, Viridiplantae, Streptophyta, Charophyceae, Charales, Characeae. The record is from the annotation of a GenBank genome assembly.
GCGAUCAAGCAGUCGACCGUCCGCCGAGCGAUCAAGCUGCUACCUUUCAUAGUCACACUAUUCGACUGCACGAUAGUGAAUUGUACUGCGCGCAAGUAUCAACGGUGGUUUUGGCGUUGGCCCGGCACUGCACGCGGUGGUGAUGGCGUUUUCGCUCUAGACGUGCUACUUGUGAUUCUUUAAGUAUGGACGCUUCGCAGCAACAGCUGGUGAGGGGAACUAUCACGUUGAAGGGUUCGGCGGCUAUUGUGUCGGAUUUCUUCUUUCACGCUGUGAAUAGUAUAUUGUAUCAACGCGGGAUCUACCCUAGCGACUCCUUCACGCAAGUCAAGAAAUAUGGGCUGCCAAUCUUGGUGUGUGAAAACGACGGGGUGAAGAAGUACCUUAACCAGGUGUUGGAACAAGUGUCAGAUUGGUUAUCAACUGGCAACUUGAAGCAAUUAGUGAUGGUGAUUGCAUCUUUGUCGUCGUCAGAUCCCAUCGAACGGUGGGUGUUCAACAUCGAGACGGACAAGGCGGUGGUAGAGUCGGGAGUGACGCGAGAGAAGCCGGAGAAGGAGAUCAUGGGAGAGAUCCAAGCUAUUAUUCGUCAGAUCACGGCAAGUAUAACUUUCCUUCCUCUUCUAGAGGAGAGGUGCUCCUUCGACUUGCUAGCAUAUACCACAGCUGACGCCAAAGUGCCAGAAGCUUGGGACGCGAGCGAUGAACGGCUGCUAAAAAAUGCUCAAAGUGUACGCCUCCGAUCUUUCAGCACCAAGGUUCAUCAAGUCGACACAAUGGUCGCUUACAGGCACUGCGACGACGAUGAGGAUGAAGAUUAGCUUCUAUCAGUUUCCAUUCAUUUCUAACUGACUGCGGAAGUACUCAGUGAUUGUUAUCAUCCUUCCUCCUCCCUCUCCUCUUCCUGUUCCUCCUUUCUCCUCCCCCUCUCGUCUCCUCUACCCCUCCCCUCUCCUCUCCUCUCCUCUCCACUCAUCUCCCCUCUCCUUCUCUCUUCCUCUGUCUUCUUUUCUUCUUCUCUUCUCCUCUCUCCUUCUCUCCCUCAUCAUCUUCUCUAUUCCUCUUUGUAAUCAUCCUCCUCCCUCUCCUCUUCCUGUUCCUCCUUUCUCCUCCCCCUCUCGUCUCCUCUACUCCUCUCCUCUCCUCUCCACUCAUCUCCCCUCUCCUUCUCUUCCUCUGUCUUCUUUUCUUCUUCUCUUCUCCUCUCUCCUUCUCUGCUUCUCCUUGCUUUCUCUCCCUUCACCUCAUCAUCUUCUCUAUUCCUCUUUGUAAUCAUCCUCCUCCCCACCUGCUCUAACUUCUUCUCCUCCUCCUCCUCAUUAUCAUGGGAAUAUAGUGGAGUGGAAUUUACUCAGACGUUGCCCUUCAUGAAUAUUUCCCCUUCAGUUUUGCGGAGCUUGAUGCACCAUCCCUCUUCAUACCUUUUUUUUAAUCUUCCUCGUCAUUCCGAGGCCAUAAAAAACAUCUUAGGAAAUUGAUCGCUUUGUUGAUAGAGGAGUUGUGCGUUCGAAGUUGGUGUUAGGCUUCCAAGGAGCAGAUUUGCUAUGCUGUCGCCUACACGUUUCGAUCUUUGUUACUCACAGUAAUUCAUCCACUUGCGAAAGCAGUUAGAUUAUUCCGCAUGCUUCUUCCGUUUCCUGCUCUUUAAUCAAGAUGGCCGUACUACUAGCUGACUAUUCAUUAUCGGUAGCCCCGAUCUGGCUGUGCCAUCCUCUUCCUCCUCGUCAUUCUCCCCACCACCCUCCCUCUCACCAUCCACGUCCUUCUAAAUGCGUUCUCUAACUAUUGACAUCAACAACGUUUUCUCGACCUCGACAGCCUCAUCGUUCUUGUCGUUCCCAUCGUCAUCAUCAUCAUCAUUAUGGUUAUUGAAGCUUUGUGCUACUUUGCAGAGUUUGCAGGUGUUCGAACACGCGCCGACCGACCGCCGGUCCAUCUCAACUUGCACACCAGCUGCCAGUGAUGGGUGGAGCAGCUUAUUAAGUAAUUAGUCUUUCGACUGACUUGUCGUGUUUCUUAAUGGCUUGAUUGAUCGAUAGAACUCGACCAAGCGUCCUUUGAAAGCCGAACUAGUUUUGUACAUAUCGUGAAGUAAAUGCCUCUUGCCUCC